UAACUUUUCUACGUCUCUCUCUCUCUGCAAUUACUCUUGGAGAGCAUCUCUCUCUAGAAUAUUGAGUAUUGCUGACUUGAGUGUCGAAGUGUUUUUCUUGAGGAAAUACCCUCGGGAAUUUCAAGUGUAGAAGCAGCUGAGGACUUCAACAGUGUUGGACCACGAAGCUGCCCAAACAUUUAGCGCCGUCUGUGGGAACCUGAACAAAAAGCAUUGUGACUUAAUCGACAUGAACUGAAAAUGGUGCACACUUUCAUAGGAAGCCACCCCUCAAGAGGCAAUGUGGACAACCAGGAUAACACUCAUUCCAACACUUCAGAUGAUGAUGAAAGAACACCUACAGGGUAUGCAACCCAACCUAAAGAACAGUUUCACAUCCCGUCUGAAGCUAGACGAAGGCAUCCUAGGCAUAAUACUACACAACCUGUGGAGAGACCUGUAAAAUAUGCUCGAACAUCCGAGUUGGAAGAAAGAACAAGAGUUCUGGAGAUAGCCAUGAGAAAAAUUCUCUCUCGCUUGAACCCCGAUGACCCCUUAAUUCCCUUGCUGAAUAGGGGUGAACAGCCAGCAGCAGUAGUUGCAACCCGUAACUCCCCGGCCCUAAGCAAUGCUCUUGACUUGGAUAGUGCCCCCCUCAACUUGUCCAUUACGGCUGAACCAUAUCAAGAGGGAUUUAAGAUUCCUCAUUUGGAGACAUACGAUGUCUUCGGAGACCCGGAUGAGCAUUUGCAUACUUAUCAAGCCAUCAUGAGGAUCCAGAAUGCCACUGACGCCAUGAUGUGUAAAGUCUUCCUUGCGACCUUGAAAUCAAUGGCUAGAAGAUGGUACCACAAGUUACCUAGACAUUCUAUAGCCUCAUAUUCUGAGCUCGCCACUUUGUUUUCGAACAAGUUCCUGAGUAAAAGAGAAAUCAAGCACACCGCUACUGAGUUGAUGCAAGUUCAUCAGAAGGAGGGAAAGUCUUUAAGGGACUAUAUGCAACGGUUUAAUAAGUCCACUCUAGACAUUGAUAAUGUCCCGGAUACCAUUUGCUUAUCUGCUUUGUUGCAUGGCCUUAAACCUGGCCGGUUUCUAGACGACCUGCUAGAGAAUCCACUAAGUCGUGGAAUGAAGAUUCCCCCACCAUCUGGCACAAUCAAUAUGAUCUCUAGUGGUAUGCAUUCAGGAGGCCAAAGUGCUCGAGGUCGUAAGGCUUAUGCUCGUCAAGUCAUGACGCUGAAUCCGAGCUCAUUGCAGAAGUAUGAAGGGUGCAUAUAUGGGUUUGAUAACCAACCCGUCUCGGUGGAAGGAGUAAUUACUCUUCCCAUCUACGUGGGCUCGGAACCACGCUUUAGGAUGGCUUUAGUUAACUUUCUAGUCGUCAAAAUGGAGUCAGCUUUCAAUGCCAUACUAGGAAGAACCACCCUCUGCGAGCUGAAGGUUGUCAUCUCACAACCUCAUCUCUGUAUGAAAUUCCUAACUCCUUAAGGGGUAGGAGUACUUAAGGGGAACCAAAAGAUGGCCAGAACCUGCUAUCAAGAUACAUUCAAGAAGGUUGAGCUCGUUGCAGCCCCAAGAGGCUCUUUUGAAAGUCACAAGUCGACUUAGCUCCACCAAUAGACAAUGAGCAUAUUAGAUAUUGAGCAUCGAUCUGAAGGUGUCAAGCAGAAGGCUGAGCCAGUAGAACCAGUGGAAGCGGUCCCUUUGAACCCUGACAUUCUGGAAAGAACAGUUAAGGUUGGCACUAAACUUUCAGCGGAAGAACGAGCAGAGCUUUUGGGGUUUCUGAGGGCUAAUCAAGAUGUGUUUGCGUC
Molecule: messenger RNA, 1793 nt
Organism: Rubroshorea leprosula
Lineage: Eukaryota; Viridiplantae; Streptophyta; Magnoliopsida; Malvales; Dipterocarpaceae
Source: the annotation of a GenBank genome assembly